Messenger RNA from Nymphalis io (European peacock), 1120 nucleotides. Its product is annotated as G patch domain-containing protein 4. Gene Ontology annotation, cellular component: nucleolus. Gene Ontology annotation, molecular function: nucleic acid binding. The record is from RefSeq and is a predicted model, not a curated record. Gene Ontology annotation, biological process: regulation of ribosome biogenesis. Lineage: Eukaryota; Metazoa; Arthropoda; Insecta; Lepidoptera; Nymphalidae. The coding region runs from base 101 to 1105 and encodes 334 amino acids. The transcript has 4 exons.
CGUGUUUAUAUAGGUUAGAUUAGACAAAAAUACAUUAAAAAUAUGUGUGUUAUUAUCUUCUAAUUCAUAAUUGUUAUUGUUAUAUUUUUAUACACAUGUUAUGGAUUUUGCUAGAAAACAGCUUGAAAAAUAUGGCUGGACCGAUGGAAAAGGUCUUGGGAAAAAGGAAAAUGGUAUAUCCGAACCGCUUAAACCCAAGUUAAAGCGAAGUGUGGCUGGUAUAGGAUACGAUGCUGCCGCGGACUUCACGGAACAUUGGUGGAGCGCCUUGUACGAUAAGGCAGCUAGCAAUUAUCAGGUUGAAGAGGAAAAUGGUAAAACAAAGAAAAUGAAAAGAUUAGAUGACAAAGAAUUUGAAAUCACAAACAGCACUUGGCGCUUAAAGAAGAAGAGCAAUGAUAAUGAUGUUGAGGAAUACUCGGAUUUCUUUGUAAAGAAAGCGGUAUUAGGUUCCGGGGGGUCAAAGACUACGAAAGUCAACGAUUCAGAUUCCGAUGAGGAGACCACUGUUAAAGAUGUCCAACUGACUGACGAAGAAUUAUUUGCGGCUUGCCAGGGCAGGACGGCUCAUAAAGGUGCCCGGCACGGACUCAGGGCAUUGGGUAAGUUAGCGAGAAUAGAACAGCAAGAGCAACUACUACUGCAACAAACCAAAUAUAAUACAUUCCUCGCUAAGAAACCUAAAUGUACUGACGACACACAAGUCGUUGAAGACACAAGUUUAAAUGAGGAUGUUAAUCUAACUAAGAAGAAAAAGAAGAAGAGAAAACGAUGUAAGAGCAACGAAAAUGAGUGUAUAGAUAAUGUUAUUUUAGGUGAUUCUGGUAAAGAAUCUAAUGAAAGGAUAGAACAUGGUAAAUGUGGUGAAGGAGAAGAUGCUGUAAAUACAGAGGAACUAGUUUUGAAAAAGAAAUCCAAGAAGUUGAAAAAGACAGAAACAAGUGAUGGUAUUGUUAAAGAUUCCCAUGAGAAAUUAUCUAAGAAAAAGCAUAAACUGAAGAAUAGUGCCUUAAAUGAAGAAGAAUCUGAAAUGGAUCCAGAAAUUAUAAAUGACAAUGUUAAAAGUACAAGUAAGAAGAAAAAGAAAAGCAAUAACUCUUAUUAGCAUAAUUGUAUUUUA